AUGAUUAUAAAAAACUUUGGUAGAGAAGUUAUUAAAAGACUAAAUAAUCCCUUAAUGAAACUUAAUAAUACAUAUAUUAAAAAUGAAAUGAAAAGCAAUAAUUGUUUUACGAAAAGAUAUAUAUCUUUUACGAAAAUAUAUUUAACUCAUUAUUUAGAAGAUUAUUAUACUACUCCUGAAAUUGCAACGAAUAUGAUAUCACCCAUGUCAGAAUACGUAUGGUGGGGAUGGCUCAUUUUGCAAGCAGUUAUAGUUUUUGGUACUUUAUUUCAUUCCAAUUAUUAUUUUACUGGAAAAGCUCUACCCAAAGUUCAAGGAAAUUCUCAAUUAUGUGAAGACUCAUGGUGA
Messenger RNA from Plasmodium gallinaceum, 348 nucleotides. RefSeq names its product conserved Plasmodium protein, unknown function. NCBI's taxonomy places the organism in Eukaryota, Apicomplexa, Aconoidasida, Haemosporida, Plasmodiidae. The transcript has 2 exons. The record is from RefSeq and is a predicted model, not a curated record. Bases 1 to 348 code for a protein of 115 amino acids.